Molecule: messenger RNA, 1371 nt
Organism: Aureobasidium melanogenum CBS 110374
Lineage: Eukaryota; Fungi; Ascomycota; Dothideomycetes; Dothideales; Saccotheciaceae
Exons: 7
Coding region: 1-1371 (456 amino acids)
Biological process (GO): DNA replication checkpoint signaling; cellular response to ionizing radiation; mitotic intra-S DNA damage checkpoint signaling
Cellular component (GO): checkpoint clamp complex
Source: RefSeq, a predicted model, not a curated record
AUGUCUGCUCUCAGCUUUGCAUUCUCACCAGAGGCUACUGCUAAAGUGCAUGAUGCUCUAAUAUGUCUAGCCAAAUUUGGUGAGACGGUGUGCAUGGAAGCUCGUGGCGACAUGCUUACUUUGACUACGUUAAACUCAUCUAGAACUUCAUAUGCUUCUUUUGCCCUGGACGCGAAGACAUUCUUCUUGUCAUAUGACUUUGGCUUGGGACAAGGUGCUAGAUUCACAUGCCAACUCUACAACAAGGCUCUUCUUGCUGUGUUCAAAAGUCGCAUUUCAGAUCCCCGUGGUGGUGAUACGUCAAUAGACCGCUGUGAAGUCAGCGUGGAAGACAAGCCGAAUAAAGUGCAGUGCCGUCUGGUUGUCCGGAUGGUAUGCAGACAUGGUGUCACCAAAACAUAUCGAUUGACAUACGAGUCUGUGGAGGUAUCACAUGCACUCUUCGACAAACACAACGCCGCGAAUGGUUGGAAGAUCUCCUCUCGUCUACUGCGCGAGUACAUCGAAUUCUUUGGAGCGAAGACAGAACAACUUGAUUUGCUAGUCAAGGAUGAAAAGGCCAUCUUUACUAGCUUUACAGAAAAGAUCAUGGAUGGCAAAGAGAUUCUUAAGCAACCACUAGAGACGGCGAUCUCUCUACACAUCCAGGACUUUGAUGACUUCCAUGCCGAAGAAGAUGUUCACAUCGUUAUCAACGUCAAAGACUUCAAAGCCAUCGUGGUCCACGCCGAGACUUUGAAGGCGCCAAUGUCUGCCCAAUUUUCUCGUCCUGGGAGACCAUUGCUGUUCAGAUACACCGACAGAGGACUGACUUGCGAGUUCAUACUUAUGACAACCGGAAUAUCACAAGCCGUUCCGCCCGCAACAGCACCAAAAGUGGCAUCUACCCGUCCAGGUAGUCAAGCUUCUAGGCAACCCUCAGCUGUACCACUUCGCCCAUCCAGACAAUCGACAAGGAACACAGAGAUGGCACCUCCACCAAAGCCUGCUUCUGUCGCUGGUCCGCGUGAACGACGAGUCUUGGGCAGUCUUGGACGUCAAAUCUCUCAAGCUACAACAACUUCGAACGCAGAUCCUGACCCUGAGAGUCUGUUCAUGCCGCAAGGCGACGAAGAUGACAGCCGAUUUGACCCAACAAAUUUCGAUGAAGAGCCAGAGGAGAUGCUGGGCUGGGACGCCAAUGCAGAUGUCACUGGCGGAUACCAUCCGACCUUCCGAGAUGCCAUUACCCAUGAGCCACCGCCGCUCAGCCAAAGUCUCAACAGAAGCACACAAGGUCUGCCACCUACGCAAAGACUUUCUCAGGUGAGCUCAUUGAUAUUGUGCCUGAUACUGUGGCUGAUUCGUUUCGCAGAUGAACGGAUUGUUUGA